Messenger RNA from Punica granatum (pomegranate), 1463 nucleotides. Lineage: Eukaryota; Viridiplantae; Streptophyta; Magnoliopsida; Myrtales; Lythraceae. The record is from RefSeq and is a predicted model, not a curated record.
CUCUGCGUCGUCUCCUGCGCCUGGAAGCGUCUCCUUCCUCAUUUCCGAAGCUCAGAAGCUCACCGGAGAGAAGCCAUGGCCACCGCUCUGCAAGUGACGAUGAGCUCUCUAGCUCCGUCUUCAUCUUCACCUUCCACCAGGAGAAGAACUCUCUGCUGCGCCGUCAACUCUAAGAACUCCGCGAAGAUUCCGAUUCCUCCGAUAAACCCUAAGGACCCCUUCCUGUCCAAGUUAGCAUCGGUCGCGGCGACCUCACCGGAAACGUUGCUUAACCGCCCCGUGAGCUCGGAUACGCCGCCGUACCUGGACCUGUUCGAUUCUCCGAAGCUCAUGGCUACUCCUGCUCAAGUGGAAAGGUCAGUUUCGUACAAUGAGCACAGACCGAGGCGGCCUCCACCGGACUUGCCCUCGCUGCUUCUUCAUGGAAGAAUUGUAUAUAUUGGGAUGCCGUUGGUUCCUGCAGUCACAGAGCUCGUAAUCGCGGAACUGAUGUAUCUGCAAUGGAUGGACCCCAAAGAACCCAUAUAUAUAUAUAUAAAUUCUACUGGAACAACUCGGGAUGACGGUGAAACGGUUGGGAUGGAGACAGAGGGUUUUGCCAUUUAUGAUGCGCUGAUGCAGCUGAAAAAUGAGAUACAUACAGUUGCUGUGGGCGCUGCCAUAGGGCAUGCUUGUCUAUUACUUGCUUCUGGAACUAAAGACAAAAGGUUUAUGAUGCCUCAUGCCAAAGCCAUGAUACAGCAACCUCGAGUACCUUCAUCUGGGUUGAUGCCUGCAAGUGACGUUCUAAUCCGUGCAAAAGAGGUCAUUACAAACAGGGACACCCUAGUAAAACUCAUAGCCAAACACACUGGCAAUUCAGAAGAGUCGGUGGCCACAGUCAUGAAAAGACCAUUUUAUAUGGAUUCCACGAAAGCGAAAGAGUUUGGUGUCAUUGAUAAGAUUCUUUGGCGUGGUCAGGAGAAAAUUAUGUCGGAUGCAGCAUCUCCCGAGGAUUGGGACCGGAAUGCUGGCAUCAAAGUUGUAGAUGGGAUUUAACCUUACCAUAGUUGAGGCAUGUACUUGUAUGAAUUUGAUAAGGCGUGGGGACUAUCGAUGCAUAAACUGUUGGAAAAAAUAAAGACCAAUGGAAUUUUAUGAGGUGGUGGUGCUAUUGCACAGGCGGCUAGACGAGACAGCCUUCUUACGCACAACACGGAGACGGGAAGUUAUAUGAAGAAGGAUAACAAAUGCUUAAACCGAAUACUAUUUAUCCAUUCCUAGUCUUUGCAUCAUCUAAAAAUAUGUCGAGUCUGUCUCCCCAUGUUACAAGUUUAGUUGCACAUGAAUGUAAUUUUAUUAUUAGUUCUCCCGAUAUACUGGCUUGAAUCAGGUCCAUUCUUUUUACUACUGCUCUGAUAACAAUGAGAUAAUGUUCUUUUGACAUUGUCUGAAUUAGCAAUAUGGAUUUCUCCAUGUUAUAA